UUUUAUUUCUAUCAGGCAUAUGUUUGGCCACUCACCGAGUGCAUCAAACACGUGGUGUGGAAUCUAUGCAGUGCAUUGUAAGUGUGUUGGGACGAGGGACAUAAGAAGCUCUUACCUCGUCUUUGUAUCCUGUUGUGAAAGUGCAACGGCGUGGGUAGUGUUGUGUGUACGUGCUGUGUGUCUGCGAGGUGUGUUUGCAGUUAGAGCAACAUCAAGUAUGAAGAGAGGAAAGAAGGCAGAGGCAGAGGAGGCGGCCGCUGACGGGGAGAAUGAGACUGGCUCCGCUUCGGCAAAGAAAACCAAGAAGGCUAAGGAACCAGAGGCCCCAAUAUUGUACGAAGAUCCACCAGACAAAAUGACAAGCAAAGAUGGGCGCAACGCCAACGUUAAAAUUACGUCCUGGAACGUCGACGGCCUGAGGGCCUGGGUGAAAAAGAACGGCUUGGAUUGGGUGCGUGAGGAGAGUCCAGAUGUUUUGUGCCUCCAGGAGACAAAGUGUGCAGAGAAAUCCCUCCCUGCUGACAUUACCUCAAUGCCAGAGUACCCUCACAAGUAUUGGGCGGCGUCAGAUGAGAAGGAGGGUUAUAGUGGUGUGGCCAUGCUGUGCAAGACUGAACCCCUAAAAGUCACCUAUGGCAUUGGCAAAGAAGAGCAUGACAAGGAGGGCCGUGUCAUCACCGCAGAGUUCCCCAACUAUUACCUGGUAACCGCCUAUGUGCCAAACUCCGGCAGAGGCCUUGUGCGCCUAGAUUACCGCAAAACGUGGGACGUGGACUUCCGGGCAUACCUGAGUGAGCUGGACAUGCAGAAGCCCCUGGUGCUGUGUGGCGACCUCAACGUCGCACACCAGGAGAUCGACCUGAAGAACCCUAAGGGCAACAAGAAAAACGCCGGAUUUACCCCAGAGGAGCGCGAGGGCCUCAGCCAGCUGCUGGAGUCCGGUUUCACCGACAGCUUCCGUGAGCUCUACCCCGAGCAGGCCAACGCCUAUACCUUCUGGACCUACAUGAUGAACUCCCGGGGAAAGAACGUGGGCUGGAGGCUUGAUUACUUCCUGUUGUCGUCCAGCCUGCUGCCAGGCCUGUGUGACAGCAAGAUCCGCAACAAGGCCCUGGGAAGCGACCACUGCCCUAUCACUCUGCACAUCGCCGUGUAGGUCGCUGUCUGAGCGAGAUACAGGUCUCCACAGCCCCCGCUGGUUUCUUAGUGUUAACUUUCCAGCUCUGCAGUGGCGUAGUUUUUUGUCCAGUACUUUUUUUUACAUUUAAUUUCAAUUCAUGACGAGCACAACACAUGUCAGUUUAUCCUCGUCAUACAAAGUUUGUCAGUGGUGUAUGAUGUCAAACACCAGUUUGAACAAUGAUCUGUGAUGUUUUUCUGUACUGCAGUUUAUGAGAAAAGGCUCCGUGCCAACAAGCCUGCAGAUUGUCACUCUCAAUUUAAAACAUCUGCUGAUAAGAAAAGGUGUGUGUUUUAAGCUUCUUUUCCUACUAAAUUGUUGUAGACAAUGUCCCCAAUAAAAGGCUGAAUUUAUGUA
Messenger RNA from Pungitius pungitius (ninespine stickleback), 1537 nucleotides. It is a transcript of the gene apex1, whose product is annotated as APEX nuclease (multifunctional DNA repair enzyme) 1. The record is from RefSeq and is a predicted model, not a curated record. The transcript has 5 exons. Lineage: Eukaryota; Metazoa; Chordata; Actinopteri; Perciformes; Gasterosteidae. Gene Ontology annotation, biological process: base-excision repair. Gene Ontology annotation, cellular component: nucleus. Gene Ontology annotation, molecular function: double-stranded DNA 3'-5' DNA exonuclease activity; phosphoric diester hydrolase activity; DNA binding. The coding region runs from base 20 to 1156 and encodes 378 amino acids.